Molecule: messenger RNA, 4436 nt
Organism: Pseudomyrmex gracilis
Lineage: Eukaryota; Metazoa; Arthropoda; Insecta; Hymenoptera; Formicidae
Product: UPF0518 protein GJ17503-like
Exons: 12
Coding region: 801-3875 (1024 amino acids)
Source: RefSeq, a predicted model, not a curated record
GCGAAAGAAAGUUCGCCGCAACGUUUGUCCAUUUGUUAUUAAAAAAAAAAAAAAAUCGUCACGUGGAGAAUCGAAAAAAAACAUCGUUAGCGGCAUUUACGUUUACGUUUUUCAUCUUUUCAAAAUAAUCACGGAAGUUCGAAAGUUACUCGACACGCGCUUGUCAUCUCGCGUUCACACGUGUCAGGUAUUCGUCGUCCUGGACAGCGAUUGGCCAAUUCCUUCGUUCAAGUUCCCGGACAAGUUUCCAGCCAUUUUUGUCAUAGCGUUGCGAGCACAAGCCCUAAGGAAUCGCACCGAUUCCGCAAAAGUAGUGCGGAACAUCCAAGCACCUUCGGAUUGUAAUCAUAUGUGAUACAUGUAAAUGAGGAAAACACGUCAACACGAAAAAAAAAACUGGCGGUCGAGUGGCGGAUCGCGAAUUAAUGACGAGCAAUUAAAUGCGACGUGUUCGCGACACGAGGAACUUAACUGACAUUAUCUGUCAUCGAUGAUUAGUACGUUUUAUCGCGCACACGUAGUACCUGUUAACGUACACGCACAGUCGGACCCAGUGAACUCGUCAUUCUGUUUGCGACAUGCGAUUCGCGUUGUCGCACGGUCGUCGUCGCUGUUUCCGCAGCUGAUCGACAUCGUCAAAUGGACAUAAUCCCGGCGACAAGUGGCUACGCGAUAUCGAAGUAUUCGAAUAUAUAUCGAAACAAGCGAGAAUCGGCGAGACUUUUUUGGAAUGUGAUAUCGCAACACUGGCCGUGCCGCUGUAAAAACACGCACAUUGUAAAAAAAGAAAAACAAAAACAAUGAGUUGGCUGUUAAGAAACAAUCCGAUACGAACGAGCUUCAGCAAGCCGCGGUCCAGAGACUCGCCCCCAAAAGAUGCCGAUCCGUCCGCGUGUUACGACAGCUUCUGCAAACACUGGCAGCAAACUUACGAGAUUAUCGUGCAUUCUUUCCCUCCUAAAGGGUUGCCUAGUCAAGACGACGUGCUGGGAGUUGUCAAUCAUAUCGAGCAAAUAGUAACGCUGCUGAUGCUGGAGUUGCGAGACUCGACGUCGCAUCACUACCGACAGCAGACCAAUGCCGCGACACAUUCACCGUGCUUGGAAUAUUUAUUGAGUGAAAAUUUACUUGUUAAGUUAUACGAUUGGAGUGUACACACAGGAAGAUUCAAUAAUGCUGUGAGAUUGCAACAGAUAAAGCUUUACGAGCUAUUGGUUUCGCACAGUGGUACUCUUCUCGCACACGAACCUGUGACAAGGCCGCUUCUAAGGUUACUGGAAGAUUGCACAAAUGACAUUAUGCCACCAGAAGUGGAACAGAAAUUAGUAGUGCUAUUGAAUCAGCUGUGCGUCGCAUUGAUGCAAAAUAUGGCGUUGCUCGACCUGUUCUUCCAGCCAAAUGCAAUUGGGAAAAACAAAUUCAUCAUAUUCAACUUAUUGAUAUAUCGUGUUCACAAAGAAAGCAUUUGCCAGCCAGCACGUGACGCUAUGUUGUUGUGCAUGUCGCUGUCAAAGAAAAACGACGAAGUGGGAUCGUACAUUGCUGAGCAUUCCGACAUAUGUUCUGUACUAGCUUAUAGUUUGAGCGCAUUUUAUUCUGCUCUUCCAAGAAAACUCGAUAUUGAGACUGACGAUUGGCAUCAAUUGACGCCGGACGAUGUGAACGACCUGCCAGCACUCACGCAAUUUGUGAAUUUGCUGGAAUUCUGCAACGCGAUUGCACAAGUGGCGCAUCCAAUGGUGCAGAAAAAGUUGCUUGAAUUUUUACACCAAGGUUUUCUGGUGCCUGUUAUGGGUCCUGCUUUGUUACAGGAUUCUCUUGGCUUGACCGUAGAACAGCUAGAUGCGCAACAACAUUGGACGACCUUAGAAGAAUUAGUCGCAGCAACGGCUUAUUUUGAUUUGUUUCUCCGAUCAGUGACCGAACCUGGCUUGUUGCGGUCGCUCGUUAGGUUUUUAUUAGAAGAUAAUUAUGACGACUCCAGGAUACUGGAUAGUCUGAUAAAAAGGAUAUCCUCUCGCUCAAGGUUGUGUUUAGUCACUCUGGCGUUGUUCGAAACUCUGGUGAACUUGAACUGCGAGGACGUCAUGUUGGAGCUUUGUCUGGGCGCUUUGAAUCCGUGCUCGCAUGUGAUGCUAUCUCAACGUAGUCGGCUGAGAGACGUGGAUCCUUUCGGACGAGCAGCGGAGAAGUUUCUAUCUCUGACUCCGCGUUGCUGUUCCACGUUCGCAUCGUCGUCGUCGUCGUCGUCGUCGUCGUCAUUAGACUCUCAAACAAACUCUUUACCGAGCGCUUGUACAUACGACAAAUCCUCAUACACCUCGUCCGAUUCAAUGAGAUCGUUACCGGUGACGGUGAAUCACGGCUCUAAAUUGCUGGACAGUUUGUACGGAAAUUAUCACGCGUAUCUCCGUGACGCGAGGCAGAAAAUCAAAGCCUGUCGUAUCGCGUGUUCCAAUUGGUCCUGUCGUUACGACGGCAGUUUGCCGCGAAACAGUAACGCCAGCAGCGCGAACACACUGAUAGACGAAAAUACGUCCGAUCAGUCGCAGAAAAGAACAGAAGAAUCGAGAACGUCGCCGUUGGAAACGCUCAAAACUUCAACGAGUUCGCGCGAAAACGAUCAAGACACCGCAAUCGACAAUGUACUGCUCAAUAUUCAGUCUUUGUUGGAGGGCAAAGAUUUGAACAGCAAUGAACACAAUAGUAAAAACGAGUUGACUGCCACGGUCGCGCUGUCCCUCGAGGAACAGGCGAAAUUAGACGCCGACAUCGCGGAACUGUUGAACGAGGACAUCGGAGUGACAUCGAGGUGUACGGAAGAAACUUGUUUUGAUAAAAAAGAACCCGACAGUUGUAUAGACGAGUCGACAACCGCGAUGAAUUCGCUCAUGUCGCUAGGAGAGAGCAGCGGAUACGAGAGUUACGCGUUCAAAGGAUCGCCCGAGUCAACGCCCGAAUCAACACCCGACAACGAGAUAAACGAAGAUCGUAUAAGCGAGCACGACGAACACGAAGAAAUGGACGUUACCAUUAAGAAAGAAAUCAGCGACGAGUCGAAUGGAAUCGCGGAUCUGAGCGCUCCGACGAUUGUGGAGGAAACGUUAUCGAACAAAUCAAAGGAUGCCUCGUGUCGACAAGACGCGUUCAACGGCCAGCCGAACGUCGGCACAUUUUUGGACGUGGUUCUGCGAAAACUCGAGUGCAUGACGAGCAAUAACUUGUAUGUCAAUUUACAUCUCACCGGCCUUAUCAGUAGACUCGCAAUAUAUCCGCAACCUUUGCUGCAAUCUUUUCUGCUCAACCAUUCUCUUGUGUUUCAACCUAGCAUCAGAUCUCUAUUCCAGGUACUUGCGUCAUUGAAGCACAAAAUAGAUCAAUUUCUUUCGAAGCAUAAUAACGUGGAGUUGUUGGUCGAACAAGCUAGGUCGUUUUUAAUCAGUCGAGAAGACAAGCUGGUAAACGCAAGAAAAAAUGCGAUAGAAGCCGCCGCUCAAUCUUCAUCCGUUACCCGCCAAAAGCAUUCGCUGGCGGGUGAAUCGUUUGCAAUAGUAUUCAAAAGACGAGAAGCAAGAAGAAAAAGUUUGACACUGUCGUUUACACAAAUCUUCAAACGAACGGGAGUCGGCUUCGGUCCGAGCAGUUUACCGAGUUCCAACAAUCAACCGUCCAGUAUAUCGGAAGAUCAACUGCAAGAAGUUAGAUCUGGAUAUAGGUACAGAAAAACGUCAUGGGAAUCGCCGAAUGAAGUAAGUCCGGAGCAGAAUGUUGUUCUAUGCGCUGUUAUAUUAGACGAAUGGCUUAAAGAGCUCGCGGCAAUCACGCAGGAGCAUGCAAUUAUGUCUCUUACAGACGAUAUUGAGUUUAAAUUUUAACGUGUAAGUUCGAACACCAAAAAUUGUAGUAGAAUGUUCUCCGAAAUGUGUUUGACAGGCUUUAGAUACAUGUAGAAUAGUUCAAAAUGUUCCUUACCAAUAGAGAAAGAAAAAAAUUUUAGAGUAGGAUAUCUUUCAUUUACUUUUCUCUUUCGACAGGGUUUUGGAAUACGCUAGUAAUGUGAUAAUAUCAUAGUUUGUAAAAAAAAAAAAAAAAAAAAAGAAAAAUUAAUUGUAAUCCUUGCUCCAAAAAGCGCAAUUUAAAAAAUGCGAAACCGUUAGAUGCUGGUUUAGCAUGUAUUUUAAGGAACCAACGCAAUAUAUUGAAAAACAAAUUUACAUUGUAGUCUUAAUUAGUGUCCUUGGAAAUUAUAUAUAUAUAUAUAUAUAUACAUGUAUAAAAAAUGACGAAGUUUUAUUAAGACAAAUGUCCGAAGCAUAUUUUUAACAACAAAAUUAAACUAAACAAAUGUUCAGCACAACGAGACAAUAUUUUUACAAUUCUCUCUCCCCUGUCUUGUAAAAUACAUUUAUAAAAAUAAGUAUAUCAUCAUAUGCAUA